This is a messenger RNA of Photinus pyralis (common eastern firefly), 4189 nucleotides long. RefSeq names its product cold shock domain-containing protein E1 (gene Unr). The transcript is spliced from 9 exons. The record is from RefSeq and is a predicted model, not a curated record. The coding region runs from base 611 to 3343 and encodes 910 amino acids. Lineage: Eukaryota; Metazoa; Arthropoda; Insecta; Coleoptera; Lampyridae. Gene Ontology annotation, molecular function: nucleic acid binding.
UGGGGGAAAAGCGAAACAUUUUUUUAGUUCUGUUUUGUUUUUAUGAAACAUGUUGACAUUCAACAUGGCGGCAUGUCGUCAGUGCUGUGCUGUGUCGUGGUGAGUCGAAAAUUUAUAAUUUCUUUGUCAAAAUAACCACCAAGCCUUACCAAAAUCUUGUGUAACUAAGAAACCAAAAUUUAGAAUAGAAAAUUCAAAAGCAACCGGUAUCAGCGCAACCACUGGCCUUGACAAAUUAUGAGCGACACAACACAAUCCGUACCCAGCACGCAUUGAAGACAUCUGAGGAUUUUUAGUUCAGCAUUUCAGUUUACGUUAUUUAAAACAAAUUUUGUGUGAUCGUGAAUUGUCGUUAAAAAGUAUUUUUUAAAAGAAAAAGAAAGGAAAAAGAAAUUGUCUCGGGAUCGUUUUGUGAACUUGUCGAGAAUGUAUAUAUCGAAUGCUGCACGUUAAGUUGACCUCGAUCCUGCUGUCGAUUUUUUCCACUACGAUAUCCGCUGCCAUAUAUGACUGUUGUGGGUAUUAUUAAUAGCAUAACCGUUCUGUGAUAUUCGCUACACUUAGAAAAUUGAUAUAACCAAGUGAAGCUAAAUCAUUGUUCCGAUAGACAAUGUCCACCAAUCCUCAGUGGAAAACUUUCCAGCCGCCUGACGUCAUGCAUCAAGACUCUGCCAUUCUCGAUUUUAAAAGUAUGACCACCAAUGGUAAAUCAACACAGGCAUUUAACUUUAGUCGAUCUAAUUCAACUUCACGUUUCGGACCUGAUUUUCCUCUCCUUCAAGACAAGUCAUCAUAUAGUAGUUUAUAUGGAUCAUCAAGUACGACAGCUCGUUUUCCUCCUAUUGGUACAUUCUCCCUAGAUUCCAAUAACAUAUACAACAGUAGCGGGGACUCACCUAGUAAUAGUAUAUUUUCAAACGGCAACACCAGCUAUAACGAAUCAAAUUCGGCAAAUCUUGGCACACGGGAAACUGGAAUCAUAGAAAAAUUAUUGCAUUCGUACGGAUUUAUUCAGUGCUGCGAACGACAGGCACGACUGUUUUUCCACUUCAGCCAAUUUAGCGGAAACAUUGAGCACUUGAAGAUUGGCGACCCUGUCGAAUUCGAGAUGACCUAUGAUCGCCGAACUGGAAAGCCGAUCGCCAGUGCAGUGACGAAAAUUGCGCCUGAUGUUGUAAUGAGCGAGGAACGUGUGACGGGCACCGUUACGACGGAACUGCGCAUCGAAGGAUCGGGUGGUGACACUCAAGGAAGAAUUAGUUACGAAAAUCGCGGCGAAUGCUUUUUCCUACCUUACACCAAAGAUGAUGUUGAGGGGAACGUUACGUUACGAGCGGGGGACAAAGUUAGUUUUCAAAUAGCUACAAAUAACCGUGGAAAUCUAGGCGCAUGUCACGUGCGAUUAGAAAACCCAGCGCAUCCGGUCAAAUAUCAAGGUGUCAUCUGUUCCAUGAAAGAAAGUUUCGGUUUCAUCGAGAGGGCGGACGUCGUCAAAGAGAUUUUCUUUCACUUCUCAGAGGCAAAAACGAAAGAGGAGCUGCGGUUAGGUGACGACGUGGAGUUUAUCAUUCAAACACGGAAUGGAAAGGAAGUUGCUUGUAAUAUAACUCGUUUACCGGCCGGCACGGUCAUAUUUGAGGACUUAAAACCCGACAUUUUGAAAGGGCAAGUUUUAAAGCCGCUCGAUCGUGGCCCGAACACGAGGCAUCAAACUGACGCCUUACCGGGGCGGAUUCGGUAUCGCGCUCCUGACCAUUCGGAGGUAGAAAUUUCAUUCGGCGAUAAGGAUCAGAAAGGAGACUUUACUUUGCGCCACGGCGACUGGGUCCAAUUCCAAAUUGCGACCGAUAGACGUGACCAACUAAAUCGUGCCACGCACAUUUUGUUGUUAGAUGAAAGUUUCAUGGUGUCCGGCGAGAGAAGAGAGCAGGGGGUGGUCGCGUCCGUCAAGGAUGGUUUCGGCUUUUUGAAAUGCGUCGAACGUGAAGCCAAGUUAUUCUUUCAUUUUAACGAAGUAUUGGAUGUGGAUCAGGAUAUCAAAGUGGGCGAAGAGUUUGAAUUCACUGUUGUCCAGGACCAAACGAGUACAUACGCAAACAACCGUCAAAGCGCCAUACGAAUGAAACGUUUACCGGCUGGCACAGUUCAAUUCGAAACAACAGUUGAAAACGAAGUCUCGGGAAUCAUAUGUAAGGAAACCUCACCUCAUAAUUGGUCUACAAACAAUAGGAGUCCAAGUAAAACGCAAAAUGGACAAAACGGUAACGGCGAUCAUACUGUCGAAUCCGGUAUGAUCACUUAUCAGCUCAACGGUAUUAAAAAGACUAUUCCAUUUUAUUCCAAAGAUUGUGACUUAAAGCAGUUUCCUAGGUUUGGAGAUAAGGUACAAUUUAAUGUUAAUCAAAUAAAACGUAACAAGGAAUUAAUUGCCGUCAAUAUACAAGUUUUACAAUCAGCUUUACAAACAAAUGGUAUUUCGAAACCCAGUAAUCGUUCGGUUUUACUAACGCAUCAGGGUUUUAUUGCUGCUCUUAAAGAUGGAUUUGGAUUUAUAGAAACUAUGCAACAUGAUAAGGAAGUUUUCUUUCACUUUAGCAAUUUCGAUGGUGACGCAAAUACUUUAGAAUUAGGACAAGAAGUAGAAUAUAAUUUAGGAGGUCGUGAGAAGUCUGGUAGUUGCUCAUCGGCCGAAAACGUAAAGGUAAUUUCGAAAGGAAGUAUCGACCUGCCGGUAAUAUCCAGCGAGGUGUACGAUGGUAUCGUCAUGCGACCGUUAAGAUCUGUAAAUCCCGAUCAAAGCGAAUACUCAGGUUUAAUUAAGGUUAUCGAUGAACAAGCGAACGAAAAGACCAAGGAAUUCGAAUUCGGCAUAAUGGGCCUGGCGAACAAGCGGGAGCUAUUGCAAGUUGGUGAUCCUGUACAGUUUCAAGUCGAUUCCACAGGUAGAGCUGGGAAUAUAAUCGCUGUCCGAAAAAAGCUGCGAGCUACUGUCGAUGCGAUUAAAGGGCAAUUUGGUUUUUUGGCGUACGAAGUGGAAGAAGGGAAGAAGUUGUUCUUUCACAUGUCGGAGGUGAAAGACAACAUUAACUUACAAGUUGGCGAUCAAGUCGAAUUUGUACUCGUCACUAAUCAACGAAAUGGAAAGUCUUCGGCUUGUAAUGUUGUCAAAAUGAGUGAUGGUCAGUCUCGACCGGAGCGUCUAAUUAGUCGAUUACGUACUAUAUCGUUGGAUGAUAAUGGUCCCAAAUUGACAGUGAUUCGACAACCAAAAGGGCCGGACGGCUCCAAAGGCUUUUUGUUAAAUGUCAGAAGUAUCCGUUUACCCGGUUCAGUAACCGAGUAACGUUUUAGUCAUUGGUUCAUACCAUCUCUGCACUUGUACCCGGUGCGUCCCAGUCAUUCGGUACAUUAAGUACUAAUUUAUUUAGCAGUGAAGUCAGCAAAAUUUUGUAAUUUAUAAGUCUAUUGAAUAUGAUUGAAUUGAUUUUUAAAAAAAUGCUAAAUUGUUAUAAAACCGAAAAUAAAUUAAACUAGGGCGAGGAGUUCUUUUUUUUGGAAUGUACACACCAAUACUAGUAGUAGCUAUGUUUAUACAUGUUGAAUUUGAAAAAUGCCAUUCGCAGUCUUACUGUGCUUAAUACACUGCUUCGAAACCAAAAAUGAUAAUCCAUUGACAAAUAUGAAAUACAAUGAAUUUAUUGUUACGUACAUCAUUUAAGAAAUUAGAGUUAUUAGAAAGACUGCAUCGAUAAGUAAACUAUAAGAUUUUUAAAAUUUUAUUUAGCAAACGUUUGAGUGUAUUGUUAGUUUGCUGUUAAUACAGUAUCCACAUCAAUUGGCCUAACUGGCCUUGUGAUUUGUCACUUCGUCUUUCUGUGAUAAUAAUUGACUUAUCAUACUCGUAAAAAGUCCCUUUGUCAUGUAUGUACAUUUUUACAAUUUUCUUUUUAAUUUUAUAAUUUUUAACGAUAUAAAGGCGAGUUAUUUUAUUAUUAUUUAUUUGUUGUUUUUCUGCUCUCGCGCGAGAUUGCAAAGCGCAGAAUCCUCUGCGCCCACCCUGAUGUGGGUAUUGUAAGAUGCAGUUCUGAAUAGCAGUUAACAAAUAUCGAUGUGGAUUAUCUUUAUACUUGUAAAAGUUGUUUUAAUUUGAAGGAAAAUAAAAUAAUAAACAUAUAAGCCAUUACUUGAA